Sporothrix brasiliensis 5110 is the source of this 1689-nucleotide messenger RNA. RefSeq lists its product as uncharacterized. The coding region runs from base 1 to 1689 and encodes 562 amino acids. The transcript has 3 exons. Gene Ontology annotation, cellular component: nucleus. The record is from RefSeq and is a predicted model, not a curated record. NCBI's taxonomy places the organism in Eukaryota, Fungi, Ascomycota, Sordariomycetes, Ophiostomatales, Ophiostomataceae.
AUGGCGUCUUGGAACUCCGCACCGUCAUCUGGCGGUGCUCAUCCGCCCGGCUAUCCGACAUAUCCAGGUACAGCCUACACCGCUGUCCAGGUUCGCCAGUCCUUCGGCGCUUCACCCCCGUAUCCCCCAGCACCCUAUUCAGUUCAUGCUCCUCCUCCUCCACCACCACCACCACCCGCUGCUUCCGAAGAAAAGAAGAAGAUCGACUGGCCGGCGUCUGUCCGUAGUUACGUCCAGCGAUCGUUUCUGCCCCAAAACCUUGAUCCCUCUGUGUCACGACCUGAAAUGGAAGUCAAGUUAAAAGAAACCAUCUCCCACGCAAACGAUACCAACGUCAUGUAUACGAUCGACUGGGACAGUAUGCCCCUCCCACAGCAGUUAAUCCGCGAAGAACGAGCGCAGGCUCUGUACGCGGCUGCUGCUUUAGUACAGCAGACGCAAGCCACCACUGCCGGGUCGUACUACAACAUCAAUGCUGAGGGCCACAAGAGCAACAGCAACAGUUACGUAAAUCCGAACCCCAAGAAGCGGAAGUCCAACGACUAUCAAGAAGACGACAGCUCGGGCGCUCUGUCGUGGAGGAAGAAUGCUGCACCCCUGUCCGAUCGCAUCCAGCGUUCCGAGACGACAGAGCGGCCUAGCAAGCUGAGCAAGAAGGAGAAGAAGGAGAAGAAGGAGAGGAACGCGCAGCAAGGGAAUAGCAGCAGCAACAGCAGCAGCAACCACAACGGAAUCAGCCAGGCCAUCGAUAUGCCAAAGAGUAAGUUUCAAAAGCAGCUCGAAGAGCGCAAGUCGCGAUUCAACAGCACGGCCUCGUCAAACCGCCAAUCCUCGCCCGCGCGAUCUUUGACACCGGACGCGACCGGCGAGCCAGCGGGACCCGUGGUAGGCACGUCGGAAAAGCUCGAGAAGUCGUAUUUGCGGUUGACGUCAGCGCCCAACCCGGCGCUGGUGCGGCCCGAACGCGUGCUGCGCCAGUCUUUGGACCUGCUCAAGAAGAAGUGGCGGCAGCACGGCGACUACGGCUACAUUUGCGACCAGUUCAAGGCCAUGCGGCAGGACUUGACGGUGCAGCGCAUCCGCAACGACUUCACGGUGCUGGUGUACGAGAUCCACGCGCGCAUUGCACUCGAAAAGGGGGACCUGGGUGAGUAUAAUCAGUGCCAGACGCAACUGAUGGCCCUGUACCGGCAGGGCCUAAAGGGAAACCCUAUCGAGUUCAAGGCGUACCGCGUCCUCUACUUUAUCCACACGGCCAACCAGGCGGCCCUCGGCAACGCCAUGGCCGAUCUAACCGCAGACGAGAAGAAGGAGGAGCCGAUCCGCCACGCCCUGCAGGUGCGGUCGGCACUGGCGCUGGGCAACUACCAUCGCUUCUUCCAGCUCUAUCUCGCCACGCCCAACAUGGGAGCCUACUUGAUGGACAUGUUUGCGAAUCGCGAGCGUCUAGUUGCCAUGUGCAACAUAUGUAGAGCGUACAAACCCGAUGUGCGGUUACGGUUCAUCACUGAAGAGCUUGGCUUCGAGUCCGACGUUGACGCUGCCCAGUUCAUUAUCGACCACAAGGCCCAAGAGCUGCUUGAGGAGCGCGAAGACCACAUCGCGUUCCUCAGUGCCAAGGGCCUACAAAAGUUUGACGAGGCCCGUCAGGCCGCGUUCCGCAGAAUCAAGACGCGGAACGAAAAGUAA